Molecule: messenger RNA, 958 nt
Organism: Jatropha curcas
Lineage: Eukaryota; Viridiplantae; Streptophyta; Magnoliopsida; Malpighiales; Euphorbiaceae
Product: karrikin insensitive 2 receptor CA
Source: RefSeq, a predicted model, not a curated record
AAAAUGGGAAUUAUAGAAGCACAUAAUGUAAGGAUUGUGGGGAAAGGAGAGCAAGUUGUUGUCCUAAGUCACUGUUGUGGAACUGAUCAAUCUAUCUGGAAAUAUUUAGUGCCUCACCUUGUUGAAGAUUAUCGAGUAAUUUUAUAUGAUAAUAUGGGUUCUGGUACUACUAAUCCUGAUUAUUUUGACUUCGAAAGAUAUUCCAGUAUCGAAGGUUUUGUUUAUGAUUUGCUUGCCAUAUUGGAUGAACUAAAGAUUAGAUCUUGUAUUUUUGUUUCUCACUCAUUUUUUAGCAUGGUAGGCGUCAUUGCGUCCAUUUCUCACCCAGAUCUCUUCUCUAAACUCAUCAUGCUCUCGCCUACUCCUAGAUUAUUGAAUGACAAGAAUUAUAACGGAGGAUUUGAGCAAGAAGAGAUGAACCAAAUGUUCGAAGCAAUGAGUUCUAAUUAUAAAGCAUGGUGUUCAGGAUUCGCGCCAAUGGUGGUCGGUGGCGACAUGGACUCUGUACAUGUACAAGAAUUCUGUCGAACUCUAUUCAAUAUGAGACCUGACAUAAGCCUAAGUUUAGCUCAUGUUAAAUUUUCUUCAGACAUUAGACAUCUUUUAACUAUGGUUAAGGUCCCUUGUCAUAUUCUGCAAGGUAAAAUGGACAAGGUUGUACCGGUGGAGGUGUCUGAAUAUCUACAUCAAACUCUCGGCGGCCCAUCAAUCGUUGAGCUCAUGCCUACCAACGGUCACUUGCCGCAAUUGAGUUCGCCGGAGGUUGUAGUUGCAGUAAUUGUCAAGCACCUUCGCCUUGAUAUAACUCAAUAACAUACACAAUAAGUGUAUUUUGUUCGUUAGAAGUAUAAAAUUAAAAUAUAAUUGGAUAGCAAAAAUGUAAUUGAUGUUUAGGGAAUGCUCGGCAAAAAGCUCUUUAAGUAGUUUUGCUAUUUUACGUAGUUUUAACAUUGCAUUU